CAUUUAUCCACGUGCUACUGUCACUGGCGUCAUUUUAUUGUACUUUAUAAAAGAGGUUAAAUUAUAAAAUUCAAAAGAAAUUAUUUUCGAAAGAUUUAAAAUUUAUAUAAUUGGAAAAAUUAUUCUUAACAAAUAUUUAAGUAGAAAUUUCUUUUGGUUAUAAUUUUAUCAACAUGGAGAAUAAAGAACAAUUUGAUGUACUUUUGGGUGGAACACAAUCAUUACCGUAUGAUGUUUCUAUUCUGAAAUUAGCUGCUGCAAGAGCAGGCGAAAUUGCAGCAAUGACUCACGCCAUAGAAAAUCCCCAACAAACAAAACUGGUUUUUCAAAAGCUUCCCAUACAUAUGCGUAGACGAGUUAUGUCACAUAAUGUCAAAAGAUUGCCAAGAAGAUUACGGGAAGCACAUUUAAAUCAAAUGAUCAAGUCUGGUUUACCACCAAAAAGUAAACGGCCUUCGCGUAAAUAUCGCAGACGUCCAUCCAAUUUACUUCUAGAGUACAAUCGAAGACAACGAAAAAAAGCUUGGCUGGAAACUCAUAUUUGGCAUGCAAAACGAUUUCAUAUGGUCGAACAAUGGGGAUAUAGAAUCGCUGAUUUUGCGAAUGAUAAAUGCUUUAAAGCAAAUUACCGUGCCAUUACAAAACAUUGUUUGAUACAAGAUCUUUCUUAUUAUGCUUGUAUUGAAAUAAUUGGACCAGAAAAUAUUUUAAAAGAAACUUUGAAAUCGCAUUGCAAUCCAACUGACUUAACAUUUGGUGCAAAAAUAUACAUUAAUGGUACAAGAGAAGGUACUUUAAUGUUUUUCAAAAAAGAUAGUUAUCCAAUGUCUCCUAUAGGGAAUGUGCAUUUUCUAUGGAAACCUGAUUACUCUGAUCAAAGAACUAUCUGGAUUUGGGUUCAUCCAGCAUUUUAUGAUGAUAUUUUGAUUGAUAUCAGAUCCAGUUUUAAGUUUAAUUUCUGUCAUACUGAAAACGGAGAAUCAACAUCGUUGAAUCAGUUACAAAUUUCUUAUAUCAAUGACAGCAAUUGUCAAAUGAAUUUAUUAAAAGGUACUUUAAAUAGAUUUAGACUCUGUGGUCCGUUGACACUAAAUGUGUUAACAAAUGCAUUUAAAUUACCCAAUAUUAAACAAAAUUUAUCAACAAUCAAUGAAUCAAAAAUGGAUUGUGAAGAUGUUACAGAAGAUAAAAAAGAUCCUUCUAUCAUUGCUAAUACAUGGUAUGAAGAUUAUUACAGCAAUCAAGAGAAUUUCAAAACUUUCGAAAUCCAAGAGAAACUGUGGCAAGCAUUGCAAUCAUUAGAUUCUCCUCAUCAAUUACCACGAAAUAUGGUCUUUGGAUUCACUGUUUUAGAUCCACGAUUUUAUUUACCUGAAAAAAGAACAAAACCACAGAAACAAGUUACAUAUUCUGAAAUAAUACCUAUGCCAUCGGCUCAUUCAAAUGAUAGUCCAAUAUGGGAUAAAAAUAUGCGUGAGAAAAUUAGUAAAUCAUAUCUAUCUACUAGCAUAAUCAACAAAUUAAGAAGCAGCAAUCUAGUUCCUGGUGUAGGCAAUGAUAGUCAUUUCAAAGAAGAUGUAAUUGCAAAAAUUCCUAUACUUGUUAUUCAAAAACCUGGAAAUUGUAAUACAGGUUUAGCUUCUGGUAUUGAUAUCAUUAUACCAUCAGGAUGGGCAAUGGCAUUCUGGCUUGGUUUUAUAUAUCGUUGUACAAGGGUCGGAGCGCUGAGGGAAUCAAGAUCAAUAGUAUUUGAAACUGCUAUUACAAAUUCACCAGAUUUUAAUGAACCCGAUACACCUACUUAUAAAAGGGAAGCUCUUAGUACAAAAGCAAAGUGUAUAGAAAGAUAUUUUCAAUAUCCAUCUAACAGACGAGUUAAUUUUAUAAAACUGGGUAUUUCUAGUCCUUUCUUCUGUGAAUGGCAUAUUUUAAUGAAGGAAUGGUCAGGGAACGAAGAUUUUUAUGUUUUAAGGGAUCGAACUAUAUUGACACAAUUACAAGCAAAUCUUUCUUCCUUUGAAUCAAAGAAAAGGAAAAAUAAACGUAAAAUUCCUGCUUCUAAGAUUGCUUUAGAUGAUGCAUUAAAAUCUAAAAAUUGUUUAAUACGUGUUAGAAUAUCUGUUGUAAAUAAGGGCAAUCCAAAAAUGUUUGGUAUAAUAUGUGUGCCAAGAAAAGAAGAUUUAAGAGAACUUAAAUAUAAUAAAAGUUGGUCAGGACCACUAGAAAAAGUAAAUAAAGAUCCACAUGAAAGUGUACGGAAAAUGUUACGAAAAAAUCAUUUGUCGUUGUUAAAACGAUAUAGAGGACAAAGAGUACGUCAUAAAAAAGCAUUAGAGAAGAAAAUAAGUGAUGCAUUCGAAGAAAAUACAUGCAAUAUAAAUUACAACAUUAAAAUAAAAAAUUUAAGGCGAAACUUAUUAAAUAAAAGCCGUAAAGCUAUAUCAAAACAUUUUCAAAAAAUGUCAAAACUUUAUUUGCCAAAGUGUACAAAAGUACGAAAUUCAUGUAACAGAGAAGUAAUGGGAUAUAUAACACUAGGAAAUUUUUCUUUUACUAAAGCUAAAGGUAUUGGAAUAGGUUAUGUUACAAUACAAUCGGUGAUUGCAAUGAUUGCCAGAAAGACUAAUAUUGUUCUUAUUAGGAAUCAUCGGACAAGACAUUAUAGGAUAGCUCGUUUAGAAAUAUUAUUUAAUUAAUUAAUUAUUA
Vespula pensylvanica (western yellowjacket) is the source of this 2706-nucleotide messenger RNA. It is a transcript of the gene Pop1, whose product is annotated as ribonucleases P/MRP protein subunit POP1. Bases 174 to 2696 code for a protein of 840 amino acids. Gene Ontology annotation, biological process: tRNA 5'-leader removal. Gene Ontology annotation, cellular component: ribonuclease MRP complex; nucleolar ribonuclease P complex. NCBI's taxonomy places the organism in Eukaryota, Metazoa, Arthropoda, Insecta, Hymenoptera, Vespidae. The record is from RefSeq and is a predicted model, not a curated record. The transcript has 3 exons.